Messenger RNA from Microthlaspi erraticum, 450 nucleotides. The record is from the annotation of a GenBank genome assembly. Lineage: Eukaryota; Viridiplantae; Streptophyta; Magnoliopsida; Brassicales; Brassicaceae.
AUGGCGCAGCAACAGAUUUGCACACAAAGACCAGGAGAGCAAGGCAUGAUGACGAUGGGAUCCGUAGAUAUGGUUACGAUUGGGGAGGCUUUGGAGGCUACGGCAUUGUCGCUUGGAGAUAAGCCUGUGGACCGUAAAGACGCAGCCGCGAUUCAAGCGGCUGAAACGAGAGCCACCGGUGAGUUUACCACUCUACCAGGUGGUCUUGCGGCAGCGGCUCAGGAGGCUGCUGCGACUAACGAACGGACGGUGUUGGAGGCAGGCAAAGUCACUAUUGCAGACAUUCUCACUGAUGCGGCAGAGAAGCUUGGAGGAGACAGGACGGUGACAAGUGAAGAUGCGGAGGCGGUGGUUGGAGCAGAACUGAAAAACUGUCCGGAGAUGAAGACAACUCCUGGUGGUGUCGCAGAUUCCAUUUGUGCAGGGGCAAGGCUCAACCAUCAACUCUAG